Molecule: messenger RNA, 1701 nt
Organism: Strongyloides ratti
Lineage: Eukaryota; Metazoa; Nematoda; Chromadorea; Rhabditida; Strongyloididae
Product: Transcription factor, fork head domain and Winged helix-turn-helix DNA-binding domain-containing protein
Exons: 3
Coding region: 1-1701 (566 amino acids)
Biological process (GO): regulation of transcription by RNA polymerase II
Cellular component (GO): nucleus
Molecular function (GO): DNA-binding transcription factor activity, RNA polymerase II-specific; RNA polymerase II cis-regulatory region sequence-specific DNA binding
Source: RefSeq, a predicted model, not a curated record
AUGAAUACAUCCAUUGUAUCGGAUGACUUUUCCCUGGAGCCAGAGCUUCGAGGGCGUUGUUACACUUGGCCUAUGCCACAUGUAAUUUCACCUAUUAAUGAAAUGGAUCCUGAAAUUGAUGAUUGCCCAUCAUCAAUUACAAGUUCCGUAACCUAUCUUCAUCAUCAAACACCAGAUACACCAAUGACAGGAUAUAAUUUAUCUGGUGAUAUGAUAAGUAAUUAUGGUAGUAAUCAUAGUAUAGCAACAUCAUGUUCAAUUCACAAUGGUAGUUCUAAUUCAAUUGAUGGUAUUAAUACUAACCUAAAUAUUGGAAAUAAUAAUCAACAUACAACACUCUCAGAACACCAUCAAAUGCCAAUGAAGAAAAAAAGAAUUAGAAAAAGGAAUCCUGAUGCUGUAUCACAAAAAAAACCUAAUCCAUGGGGUGAAGAAAGUUACUCUGAUCUUAUUGCAAAAGCAUUAGAAUGUGCUCCAGAGAAAAGAAUGAAAUUGAAUGAAAUAUAUCAAUGGUUCUCGGAAAAUAUACCUUAUUUUAAUGAUAGAUCUUCACAGGAAGAAGCUGCCGGAUGGAAGAAUUCAAUAAGACAUAAUUUAUCUCUUCACAAUCGUUUUAUGCGUAUUCAAAAUGAAGGUGCAGGAAAAUCUUCAUGGUGGGUAAUUAAUCCUGAUGCCAAGAAUGGAAGAAGUCAACGCAGGCAACGUGAUAGAAGUAAUACUAUUGAUACUUCUAAAUCAGCCAUUGAUAAGAAAAGACGUGGAGCUAAAAAGAAGACUGAGCAUUUAAAUGUUAUGGGUCUACGAACAUCUGUUCAAAGUGGAUUGAAUAAUUCUAUAUAUGGUUCAAAUACACCAAGUUUGUCUCAUGAAACUUUCAAUCAGGAUCAAGAUGAUUUAAUGAGUGCCAAUACAUUUGAUUCUUUCACUGGUUUUCGUCAACGUGCCGAAUCUAAUUUAAGUGUCCAGGGAAAUGUUAAUGGAGUAUCUCCGACAUUAGAUGCAUUUGAUGAAUAUGAUACUUAUCCGUGUUAUGAUAUGUCCUCAGCCAACAAUGGAUCUCAAGUUGGUGAUAUUCUUGAUCGUACAAAUCAAAUGCAAUUAGGUGAUGGUGGUAUGGAUCCAAAUGGAUAUCGUAUGAAUAUGGGUACUGGGAUGAUAAAUAAUCCAAUGAAAUCUAUUAAAGAAAUUAUUAAACCCGGUGAUAUGGCACCCCAGCCACCUCCAUCAUACCAUGAAUUAAAUAGUGUACGUAAUGGUACAUCAAUACAACAAUCCCCACUGUUACGUACUCAAUUAAAUGGACCAAUGGAUAAAAAUUCACCAUCUUCAAUUCAACCUAAUGGAAAUAAUCCAAUGUCACCUAAUGGAGGUUAUUAUAAUCCAUCAUAUAGUGGUCAAAUGGUUCAUCAACAAAUGUGGAUGUCAUCACCAAUGGCACAACCACCACCAGCACAUUUACAAGGACACAUUAUGCAACAUAAUACUAUGAAUCAACUUUCUCACCAUCAAAUGCAGCAAAUGAAUCAGAUGCAGGGAAAUAAUAUGUUAAGUUGUGGAGCUCAAUCUGGUAAUGAGUUGCCACAAGAUCUUCAAAAUUUAAAUAUGAUUGAAACAACUCAAAUGACGGAAAUGGAUUUUGAGUCAUUAAUGCGCCAUGAAAUUUCUAUAAAUAGUAAUGCUCCAAUCAACUUUGAUCUGUAG